Sus scrofa (pig) is the source of this 8125-nucleotide messenger RNA. RefSeq names its product leucine rich adaptor protein 1 (gene LURAP1). NCBI's taxonomy places the organism in Eukaryota, Metazoa, Chordata, Mammalia, Artiodactyla, Suidae. The record is from RefSeq and is a predicted model, not a curated record. Gene Ontology annotation, biological process: positive regulation of cytokine production; positive regulation of canonical NF-kappaB signal transduction.
CUUAUAGUCUAAAUUUAGUGGCUACACUGGUUUUGUGUGUGCGUGCAUCAGUGGGUAGCUAAAUUCCUCCACUGUUACAGACUCAGCUCCUCUACUCUAGGAAGCCUUCCAAAACCCUCUGCAUCUCUGUUACCACUGUUCCUUAAAAUCCCACAUCCCUAACUGCAAAUGCUUAACCUUCAUUCAGCAAACAUUCUUUGGGCGCCUGCUGACAACCUGGCUGGACUGAGUGCCAGAGUCGGGAGCAGGCGCUGAGCUCUCCUCCAGGUGCAUAAGCAGGAUCGCCCAGCCUCACCCAUUUCGGAGCCAGCGCGCGCAAACACACGCAAUCACACACGCACAAACACACAGAGCUCUGCGCGGCUUUUCUGAGGGUUACGGCGCCCUCCUCCCGCCCCCGCACUGAGCGGGCGGGGACCCACUGGUUCCGUACUAGCGGCCGAGGAAGGAGGACCCCCAGGAGCGGGAUCCCGGCUCCGGUCGCCCAUCCCUGUGCAGCCUUAGACCCGCAUGGAGGGGACUGCGGAGUCCCAGACGCCUGACCUUCGAGACGUGGAGGGCAAGGUGGGCAGGAAGACCCCCGAAGGGCUGCUGCGCGGGCUGCGAGGCGAGUGGGAGCCGGGCACCUCUGGCGCCCUGCUGCUCCCAGGGGCGCCCAGCACCGGCCACGGCCUGGGGGACAAGAUCAUGGCGCUGAGGACGGAGCUGGCUUACCUGCGAGCCAUUGACGUGAAGAUCCUGCAGCAGCUGGUGACCUUGAACGAGGGCAUCGAGGCGGUGCGCUGGCUGUUGGAGGAGCGGGGGACAUUGACCAGCCACUGCAGCAGCCUCACCAGCAGCCAAUAUAGCCUGACGGGCGGGAGCCCAGGCCGCUCAAGGCGAGGCAGCUGGGACAGCCUGCCAGACGCCAGCUCCACUGACCGGCUGGACAGUGUCUCCAUCGGCAGUUUCCUGGACACGGUGGCCCCCAGCGAGCUGGAUGAACAGGGCCCCCCCGGGGCUCCCCGUCCCGAGAUGGACUGGGCAAAGGUUAUACCCACUGGGGAGAGGGCCAGGACUGAGCUGGACCUGACAGCUGCCAGGCUAGGGAGUUUGAGGGCUCUGUGGAAGCCCCCAGGGGAGGGGCUCCAAGGUGGACCUCCCGAGCCGCCAGAGGAUGAGAGUGCCAAGCUGGGCUUUGAGGCCCACUGGUACUGGGGCCAGUGCCAGGACGAUGUGACCUUCCUGUAACAACUCUUCCACCCUUUAGUAUUCCUAUGGCUCUUUCAUCGCCAGGCCCUGGUCUCCCUCGAAUCUAUUCUCCCUCAAUCUGGAGUUAGGAAGAGAUUGCAUUGAAAUCAGUUACCAUGGAAACCUGGCCUCAGCAUCCCUCUGUCCCUGGGGAGGCUCUUCCUAUGCUUCAAUUAUUGGGUCCCUAGAGCUAUUUCCAUAGAUACAUUAACCCCAGAGGCUUGACCUGUGGCUCCAAGUGUGAUGGUAUCUCUUCCUCUUUCCUUCCAACUAGGUAAGGAUUUGAGGGUUUAGCAUCCCUGGGAAAUCACUGACGAAGAGAUGGGGUUAUAAUUACCUCGCCCAGGAGUUCCCGCCGUGGCUCAGCGGAAAUGAAUCUGACUAGUAACCAUGAGGAUGCAGGUUCGAUCCCUGGCCUUGCUCAGUAGGUUAAGGAUCUGGCGUUGGGCGAGCUGUGGUGUAGGCCACGGACCCAGCUCGGAUGUGGCGUUGCUGUGGCUGUGGUGUAGGCCAGCAGCUGCAGCUGCAAUUCGACCCCUAGCCUGGGAGCUUCCUUAUACCGUGGGUGCAGCAACCAAAAAAUUACCACACCCAACGUCUAGGAGCUUUGGCCCCGCUCUUGGCCAAGAUGGAGGAUGGGGGAGGGACAUGGACAUUCAGGGCUAACCCUCCAUGGACGGCCGUCCCAAAGGCUGUGGGGUUGGUGGACCCACCGCUUCCUGUCUGAGUGACAUCACUUCCUGCCACGAUGGGUUAGCCUUUCCUCUGAGCCCGUCUCUUAGUGGUGAUAGGUCAGCAUGGGGCGGGUCUGAGACCCUGCUUCUAAGUGAGACCAUAUCAUUUAUUCUCCCUCUCACUACUUCUGGGAGGGGGAACAUCCCACCCUCCUGGCAGGAAAGUUUCUCAGUCACUUGUCUGUCCUUUUUCCCAGAAGUGUUUUUACUGUUUAAGUGGGAUUUCUCAUUUUAUCCUAGGGGUUCUCACUCCCUCUCUGGUCAUGUGCCUCUCUGGUGCCAGCAUUCGUGCUUUUAGGGAGGAAACUGGCAGGGGCCUUCAUCUACAGCUCCCAAGUCUGGCCUGCCCCGCCCCAGGCCCCUGUCUUACCCUGCCCCAGCGUGGUCCCCGUUCUUUUAUUCUGACUCCGAAUCUGGCUGCUGGAGGUUCGGCCUUUGUGUCACCACACCGUCUCCAUUUCCACUUCAGGCCUCAGGCUUUUUAUAUGUAGAUGAGUCCCUCAGCCUUUGCUCCCUGUUGCUGUUGGGAACCUGAGGGAGGAGCGGCGUGGGGUGUACCAGAAUCUCUGAAAGGGGGAGGUAUCUUCUCAGAUCCACUGAUUCCCCUGCCCCCAUCCUGCCCCAGACCUUCCACCAGUUGGUCACUAGGAUGCCUGCUCAAGCUGGGCCACGGACACAAGGAAUCCCCUUGUCUGGGUUACAAUGGGGGGCGUGGCAGAGAAAGACAGAGGCUCUUUGGUCCCAGGACCCACCUCCCGGGAGGGGGGAAAGCCUGAAGGAAGGGCUGCUUCCCUUCCUCCCUUAGAGCAAGCUCUAGACUCCUGGGACCUGGGAGGGAGCAGGGCACUGGCUCUGGGCCUGGGUCCUAGGGCCUGAGUGAAUUAUACCAAGAAAGGAAUUCAGGGAAGCUGCCAACCUGGGGCUCAAGGAGGUGACAGGUCCAGAGUGAGGGGAGGGACAAGGCCUGGGGCUGACGUCAGAGUAUGAAUGCUUGGAGGUUAACCCUUUGAACCCCAGGUAACUGGUCUCUCUUUCCUGGGCCCUGCAACUAGGUGAUUGGAAGGCAGGAAUGAGAAAAAAGGAUGUCAGGUGAUCCUUGCCUAUUCGCUGUGCCCUCCUGAGUUGGAGGAGUCUUCCUCAAAUCCCAGAAUAGCUCCUACACUUUCUCUGUUUUUAAUUCUGUGCUGCAGAAGGGGCAGAAGCCAAGCUGGUCCUCUCCUGUUCCCCUGAACACUGAAGUCAAGUCUUGUUCUGUAACCUCCCACUCCAGUCCUCUGGGGGCAACACACUCAGCUGGCGGCUCUCCCCUAAAGACCUUCUCUCCUCCCGUCCUCUCCAAGUGACUGAAAUCCCUGAGGAAUGCUUUUAGUCUCUUUUCCUCUGCUGCCCGCCAGCCCUCUCCUUACCACCCGUACGGGUGUUGGAGCUCCUGACUUCCCCAUAGGCUGGGAAUUCAAAUACCUUCUCCCAUUCUUGACUCUGUUGCCAGUUUGUAGUGCCCUGGGUAACUAUCUUUUUAUUGGAACCCUUGUAUUCCUUUUGGCAGCUUCCUUGUUGAUUUUAUGGACUAACUUCUGAGCUGAAGGGAUCGUCCGCCCCCUUGUGGCUAGUAUGUAGCAUUGCUGGGGUAGCUGGGUGAAACCUUCAGGCUCAGAGAUAUUCCUUAAAGACCAGACCCCUCACUGCACAGACAGGCUGAGAAGGCAGCAACUUGCCCAGAGUCACCCACGGUAAAUCCGUGACAACACUCGGGUGACAGUGUUGAUCUGUCAAUGUCACCCAAGCCUAAAGGAUCUGAACGCAUUCUUCCUCCUGCUGUAAUGCUUAGGUUUUUAUCCCGCCCUAAAGAGGCAGCUAGGUGUUUAGAGAAAGCUGUGGCUCCGAGGAAAGAGAAGCUUGGACCAGGACUGGGUAAAGGGUGCAUUCGUCUGGACUGCAGAUAUAAGGAAAAUCCAUCCUGAACCGGCUGUUUUUCUGGGAAGGCAGGGAAAAUAGGCCCACAGGGGCAGAACUCCAGCGCUGCAGAUUUGGGCCUUAGAGGUGGGGACGUGGGUGGGAGAUGAGAGAGGACGAAAUCCAGAUAGGUCCCGUGGAGUUGGGGAGCUCUGAGGCCAAGGGUUUACAGCUCUGUUGGAUGGGCAUCUGGAGGUCGAGGCACUGGAGAGGAGGGUGAGUGGGGCUGCCUGGGAACUCCAGGUAGGUCUGGGCAUCCUGUCUCAAUACCUUAGACUCCAUUUCGCCACCAGGAAAGCCCAGGGUCCCCAGUAGACACACAUCCUUGGUCCCUCCUCCCUGCCUCUGGACUGACUGCUUAAGGCUUAGCUCUUGGGUUAGUUAAGACCUUUCUGGGUUAUAAAGGGGACCUGUUUUGGGAGCUCAGAGAAAGAGAAGGGAUGAAAAGGGAGAGACGCAGAAAAACAGGGGCGAAUGAGAUGAAAAUGGAAUCUUGAAAAUAUGGAAGUUCCUGUUGUGGCUCAGUGGAAACGAACCCGACAAAUAUACAUAAGGAUGCGGGUUCGAUCCCUGUCCUCACUCAGUGGGUUGAGGAUCCAGGUUGCUGUGAGCUGUGGUGGAGGUCACAGACACAGUUCAGAUUCUGUGUGGCUGUAGCUGUGGCUGUGGCUUAGGCUGGCAGCUGUAGCUCCAAUUCGAUCCCUAGCCUGGGAGCAUCCAUAAGCCACAGGUGUGGCCCUAAAAAAAGGAAAAUAUGAUCAGAGGGAGCAUACUGGGGACUUUCGUCAGGGCUCAGGGUAAAGGCAGAGAUGAGACCAUUCUUGGCACCUGCAGAACAGCACCUGGGAGGGAAAGGGGUGGGCCUAGUUGGGAGGAGUCCUCCAAGGAGACAUGAGACCAAGUGAAUGGGCAAGUGUAAGAGCCUGCCUUCAGGAUGGGGCAGUAAAGGUGAGCACUGGCCUGACUGGAAGCCCAGUGGCAGCUUAGGUGAGAAAUGCUUGGAGCCUGCAGUGGACACGGGCUCACUGUGCGUGGUACCAGGCACGUACUGGGUGUUCAGUGACACCUGUUUCAUGAAUGGAGGAAUGAAUGUAUGUAAACCCACAAGGAGAUGUGACUUAUAAUUUAAAAAGUGGUUAAUUAGGUAGUAAUAGGUAAUUUGAAAUAUUCUAUUUAAUUCCUAGCAAUGCUUUUUUUUUUUUUCUGCUUUUUAGGGCCGCACCCGCAGCACAUGGAGGUUCCCAGGCGAGGGGUCAAAUCGGAGCAACAGCUGCCGGCCUACACCACAGCCACAGCAAUGCGGGAUCUGAGCCACGUCUGUGACCUACACCACAGCUCACGGCAACACCGGAUCCUUAACCCACUGAGUGAGGCCAGGGAUCGAACCUGCAUCCUCAUGGAUAUUAGUCAGGUUCAUUAACUGAAAGCCAUGAAGGGAACUCCAGCAAUGCAUUAUUAACAGAUAGGUAAUAAAUGAACUAUGGUAUGAACCUAGGUCAGUCUGACCACAGGGACUUCCAGGAAGCCUCCUCUGAGUCCCUACUCCCCUCUCUCUUAGAACUUAUUCUCCUAGAACAGGUUAUGCUUCCCAGCAGCAGGGCCAUUGUACAUAUUUCCUAUUGCUGCUGUGACAAAGUAACACAAAUUUUAUUUUUAUUUUUGUCUUUUUGUCGUUUCUUGGGCCGCUCCUGCGGCAUAUGGAGGUUCCCAGGCUAGGGGUUGAAUCGGAACUGUAGCCGCCAGCCUACCCCAGAGCCACAUCCGAGAUCCGAGCCACAUCUGCAACCUACACCACAGCUCACGGCAACACCGGAUCCUAAACCCACUGAGCAAGGCCAGGGAUCGAACCCGCAACCUCAUGGUUCCUAGUCGGAUUCGUUAACCACUGAGCCACGAUGGGAAUGCUGAAGUAACACAAGUUUAAUGGCUGAAAGCCACACAAAUGUAUGAUCUUGCAAUUCUGGAGGUCACACGUUCAAAAUCCGUUUCAUUGGGCUAAUUUAAGUUUGGAUGUGUUGGCAGGCCUCUUCUGGAGAGUCUAGGGGACAGUCAGUUCUUUGCCUUUUCUAGCUUCUAGAGGCUGCUUGCAUUCCUCGGCUCAUGGCCCCUUCCUCCAUCUUCAAGGCCGACAGCACAGUAUUUCUCCUCCUACCUCUGCUCCCAUCCUUACAUCUUUCUCUAAUCCUCCUGUCACCUCUUAUGAGAAUUGCAUUGUGAUUACAUAUCUUCGUGCUUACUGGCAUGAUCCAGGAUCGUCUCUCCAUCUCACGAUCCUUAAUUGAACAUAUCUUCCUAGUUCCUUUAUAUAAAGUAGGAUAUUCCCAGAUUCUGGGGAUGAGGACUUGGACAACUUCGGAGGAAGGGCCGUCACUCAGCCUUCCCCAAGCAGAGAUGGCGCGUGGGCAGGACGAUGCACUCAGGCCAAGAAUACGCCUCUAUGCUUUGUCCAGCCUCCUCCAGUCUGGAGUGAGCAGUGGUGCCAAGAGGGGAGAUACCAGGUCCCAGCCCCAUGUCUGGAGAAGCGCAAUGCCUCCUGCAUUGCCAUAACCAAAGAAGCUGAGAGCGAAGGUCAGAAUCGGGAGAAAUUCUCCGUUUAGGGAACUUUUCAGGCCUGAGACUCUCCUGGUGAACACGGCAGAGGGUUCCACCAGGCUCUGUCUUCAGCACUGCCUCCUCUCCGGAACCACUGUGUGUGCGUCAAGACAGAAGAUAAUUACCAGCUAACCAGCUUGGGCUCUCUCUAGAAAAGGGUAGAUUAGCUGUCUCUCUUUUAACCUGUAUUUUAUUCCUUCAUAGUUAAACCACGCACCUCAGGCACGGUGAACUCUCAUCGUCAGUUCAUACUAGGCCCCUUUUUUGUUUUAUUUUUGUCUUUUAAUCCCUGAUCCCUAUUCUCAUUCCCCUCCCUAACCCAAGCAUAAUGUGUUCAGUAGGUGUUUGGAUAUGUAUGUAUUUUUGAAAAUAUAAAGAACUACGUGCGUCUGUGUUUUAAUAUAUAAAUGGUAUAGUUUUACAGUAACUUCUAUAAUCAACUGCCCCAUAUUAGAGUCACAAGAAAGAUUUAUUUUUUACAUACGCAGGAGCACAGGUUCCUGGUUGGAUGACUCGCCCCCACUGCCCAUUUCAGGCCCCAGGCUUCUCCCAUUUUCAGGUGGGGAAAGCCUGAUCCUGCGUCACAUAGUCUCCUGUCAGCUGUUCUCCAGAUUGUUUUUAUCAUCCGUUAAUGACCAUUUUAUGAAUUGGUGAUUUCACUAGUGAUUACAAAAUUACGAUUUUCUAAUGUUAUUGUUUUUUUAUUCUAAUUUUGUACAGAAAAACUUUUUUCACAUUCUCCGGGACCAUUCGGUUACCCUGAAUAAUGUUCAUACCAGAAUGGCAAGAUGAAUUCUUCAAUCUCUUCCUUUAUUUAUUCCUUUCAAAGUAGUAAGUUGAUGUCCUCGUAACUUGGUGUUCAAUGAUUUUUAUUUUGCUCUCUUUAAAUUAUUGCUGUGAACUUAACGGUUUUUAUAUAUUUAACAUCCUUUAAUCAUUUGUAGUUUUUUUUGGUUAUAUAUUAUAUAAAAUCUCAAGCGUAAACAAAAAUAGAGAAAAUAGUACAAUGAAUUUCCAUGCACCCACCAUCCAGCUUUGAUCAUUAUUACCUCUGGCCAAUCUUGGUUUAUUUAUUCUCUCAACUACUCUCCCCCAACCGAGAUUAUUUUGAAGCAAAACAAGAUAGGAUUUCAAUUCAUCUGUAAAUGUUUCAGUAUGUAUCUCUAAAAGAUAUUUAUUACCAUUAUUGCACCUAAAACUUAAUAAUUCCUCAAUACAACAAAAUACAGUUGUUCAAUUUUCUGAUAAACUUUUUUUAAGUUUGGUAUCAAGGUUAUACUGGCCUCUUAAAAGCAGUUAGGAAGUGUUGCCUCCUCCUUUGUUUUCUGAAAGCAUUUGUGUAAAAUUGGUAUUAUUAUUCAGUAUUUGCUAGAAUUCAUCAGUGAAAUAAUCUGCGCCUGGAGUUUUCUUUAUGGAGGAGGUUUUGACAUAUAGAGCUAUUCCAGCUUUUAAUUUCAUUUUUGGUUAGUUUUGGUAAGUUGUGUUUUUCAAGGAAUUUGUCUCAACUAAGUUGUUGAAUUUAUUGGCAUCAAGUUGUUCAUAACACUGCCUUGUUAUUCUUUUAAAAACUAUUCAUUGUAAAAUAAAGCACAAGUGUGGAAAACACACAAAACAAA